This is a messenger RNA of Capsicum annuum, 1283 nucleotides long. Its product is annotated as protein NEN4. NCBI's taxonomy places the organism in Eukaryota, Viridiplantae, Streptophyta, Magnoliopsida, Solanales, Solanaceae. Gene Ontology annotation, molecular function: nucleic acid binding; 3'-5' exonuclease activity. The coding region runs from base 76 to 987 and encodes 303 amino acids. The transcript is spliced from 6 exons. The record is from RefSeq and is a predicted model, not a curated record.
GGACCAUCAUUUCCAUCACUUCAUCAAAUAACAAAUUAUCUUGCAACUUGUUGAACCUCUAAAGGAAAAAGAACAAUGGCAAUCCCUAACAUAUCAAGCAACAAAAGGUCAUCAGAGAUUGUGUUUUUCGACUUGGAAACAAACGUACCAUCGAAACCUGGACAGAAAUUUUGGGUGUUGGAAUUUGGUGCAAUGGUAGUUUGUUCAAGAAAGCUUGUUGAACUUGAGAGCUACUGCACUCUUAUUAGACCAGGGGAAUUGUCAGUUGUGGGAUUAAAGUCGGGCAGAAUUGGAGGGAUCACGCGAAAAGAAGUUGCUGAUGCACCUUCAUUUGAACAAGUUGCAGACAAGAUCUUCAGUAUUUUGGAUGGUAGGAUUUGGGCAGGUCAUAAUAUACAGAGAUUUGAUUGUGUUCGUAUUAAAGCUGCUUUCGCUGAAAUUGGUCGCCCUACGCCUGUGCCUGUUGGAAUUAUCGAUUCAUUAGGUGUUUUGACCGAAAAAUUUGGUAAAAGAGCUGGAAACAUGAAGAUGGCUUCAUUGGCAGCUUACUUUGAUCUCGGCGAGCAAAAGCACAGGAGCUUGGACGAUGUUCGGAUGAAUUUGGAAGUCCUAAAACAUUGUGCAACAGUUCUACUUCUUGAAUCAAGUCUACCAGAUUUGUCAAUUGGGAAUUGUCAAACCACUUCCAGCAUUACUACAAGAAGUAGAAGCCAAGUGCAAAAUUUUCCAAGUUCUCCGAUCGAUAAUAAGUGGCAGAAUAGUCCUUCUUCAAUAACAACAAGGAGUAGCAAAGGGAAAUCUCCAUGCAGAGAAGAAACAAGCCGGAAAUCUCCUCCAUCGCCAAGUGCUAUCGGAUAUCAAAGAGCUGUUCCUUAUGCAAGGCAAAGCUUGGGAAAGGUGACUGCAGGUGUGAGGAAUUUGUUAUGUAAAGCUCAAAACAAGCCUCUAAAUACUUUAUUAAAGCAUUCACAGACUCUUUUCCGAUGAGUAAGAAGAACUGAUUCUUCUCAUUUUAAGGAGCAAGAUCAUCGUCGAUAAGUUUGAAAAAUUCAAGGCUAUCGUGCAUACAUGGAAGUUAUGGAGCAAUUUUUUGUUCCCUGGUUGCUGUUUCUGGGAAUUAAGCCACUUGGUUGGAAGCUACGAAGAUCACAUUAAAGUCCCAGCUGCUAACCUUAUCAUCUAACCAUUUUAUAUUUUACUGAUUCUUACAUUUUUUCAGUUGUGGAAUUCUGUAAAUGUUUGUACAUCUCAAUGAAUAAAUUUCAGCUGAUAUUCUUUGAUUC